AUGAUUACAUACGGUGAUUAUUGGGUCGAUGACACUUACAAGGGUGGUGAGACACGAGUGAGGGGUGUUGGGAGUGAUUUGUCAUUUUUGAGACUAGUGAAGCUGGUUAAAGAGGUUGUUGGGGUCAACUCACAUAAUGAAAUCGAGCUACAUGCAUCGCUCAGCCAUGCCACAGGGGUUUUGUGCGCAGUUAUCAAGGAUGAUGAAGAUGUAGUGAGUAUUUUACGAGAUGAGAGGGCAGUUGUUGUGUUUGUGACAGUUAAGGCAGGAAAUGCAAACAAAUUCCACAUGAAGGACGACACGGCAGAUCAAAACCGUGAGUUACGUUAUGACUAUGAAAAUGAUUACGUUGGCGGACAUGAAGACUGUUCAGAGGAUGAUAGGGUUGAGCAGACCGACAUUCCUUAUUGCAAUCAUGUAGAUAGCGGUAGAGGUCAUACCACAACUAUUGUGUUUGAAGAGGUUGAGUUGGACGACCAUUGCAGAACCAUUAAAUUAGAAGAUGUUGAGGGUGACCUUAUUUAUGAGAACACCAUCGCACUUGAGAACGACAUUCGUUCGCCUGAUGACAGUGAUGAAAAGAGGGUAAAUAUAGGGGUAUCUCAUCAAUGGAUUAUUCCCGAGCUAGAUAUGAUAUCCUUCCAAACAGUUGGGAGUGAGGAAUCCAGAUCAAUGGAUGACCACUUAUAUCGUGCAAAAGUGUUUCUAUCGAAGGCUGAAUUGAAACGAGCUUUGAGCAUGUUGGCACUAAAAGAGCAUUUUGAGUUUAGAGUUAAAAAGUCAUGCCACGUUCGUUUUGAGGUUGGUUGUAAGGAUAAGGCAUGCAAGUUUGCUUUGCAUGCAACGAAGUUGCCUGAGGGAGAAUAUUGGCAAGUUCGGACGUUGCAUAAGGUACACACACGUAUUGUCGAUGGUUUGCGAUAUGGGUACCGAACUGCAAGCACAAGGCUAAUUGGUGAGCUUAUCUCCAGCAGGGUGCAAGGAAAUUGUGUAACCCCAUUGAGACCAAAGGAAAUAAUGGAAGAGAUGAAUCGCAAGUGGGGAUUGCAAUGCCUAUAUGGUAAGGCCUCGCAAGCGAAGGAGUACGCGAAAAGUCUUGUGUUCGGUCUGCCGGAAGAGUCAUUCCAAAUCGUCCCCUCUUAUUUUCAUAUGUUGGAAUGUGAAAAUUUUGAUAUUGUGACGUGUGUCACUACUGAUGGGGAACAACGAUUCAAAUAUUGUUUUUGGGCAUUUAGGUCAUGUAUUUGGGGGUUCAGUGCUGUAAUACGGCCUGUAGUCGCUAUCAAUGCCACAUAUCUGAAAUGUAGAUUCAAGGGUAUUUUGUUUGUGGCGGUAUGCAAAGAUGCGAAUGAGCAGAUAUAUCCACUAGCAUUUGGCAUUGGCCACGUCGAAGAUGAAGAGUCUUGGUCGUGGUUUCUUAACCAAUUGCGUCGUGUGAUUGGUUGUCCUGAAAAUGCAAUGUUCAUUUCUGAUCAGCAUUUUGGCAUUAAGAAUGCAGUUGAGAAAGUGUACAAGGAUGCUCAUCACGAUCUAUGCAAUUACCAUUUAGGGAAAAAUGUUAAAAAUAGGUUCAAGCGCGAAAAUGUUGCAGCGAUUUUUACCAUGGGCGCCAAUUGCUAUAGGGUCGCCAAUUUUGACAGACAUAUGAAUCAGCUGAAAUAG
This is a messenger RNA of Theobroma cacao (cacao), 1662 nucleotides long. The record is from RefSeq and is a predicted model, not a curated record. NCBI's taxonomy places the organism in Eukaryota, Viridiplantae, Streptophyta, Magnoliopsida, Malvales, Malvaceae.